This is a messenger RNA of Hemicordylus capensis (graceful crag lizard), 1970 nucleotides long. It is a transcript of the gene CLU, whose product is annotated as clusterin. Lineage: Eukaryota; Metazoa; Chordata; Lepidosauria; Squamata; Cordylidae. The coding region runs from base 332 to 1735 and encodes 467 amino acids. The record is from RefSeq and is a predicted model, not a curated record. The transcript is spliced from 10 exons.
UUAGCCGGGCGGGGCCUUCGGCAGGCGGGAGCAAGUCUGCGCGGGGGGGGGGGGGGGGAGGAGGAGCCCCCGCCUAUAAAGUGCGCGGAGCGGCUGCUGCGCCACUGACGGAUCGUCUGGGUGACGACGACGAGGAAGGAUCGGAGCGGCGACAAGGGACCCAGCGCCUGCAGAUCUUAAGUCCGCCCUCCUGCGCAGGCCAUCGUGAGGCCUCCCCGUGCUCAAGCAUCGAUACUCUGUCACUGGAAAGAUGCCAUUUUCAUCGCUCUUAUCUGCCGAUUGACGAUUUUAGAACUGCUGCAAAGAACUUGGGAUUCUUUCCGCCGAGAAGAUGACUCCUACUCUACUCCUCCUCUUGCUGGGGCUCCUGUCUUCCUGGGAGCGGGGCCACUGCAUCGUUCCUGAGAAACUAGACCAAUUGUCCACAACAGGAAGCAGGGUCGUUGACGAGGAGCUGGAGAACGCCAUCAAUGGAGUCCGGGAGAUGAAAGCCCUCAUGGAGAAGACCAGCAAAGACCACCGCGACAUCCUGAACAACUUGGAAGAAACCAAGAAGAAGAAGGAGGAGGCCCUCCUCCUCGCCAAGGAGACGGAAGAGCAGCUGGCGGAGCAGACGGAGGUCUGCAACGAGACCAUGCUGGCCCUCUGGGAGGAGUGCAAGCCCUGCCUGAAGCACACCUGCAUGCGGCUCUACACCCGGACGUGCCACAGCGGCGCCAGCCUGGUCGGCAGGCAGCUGGAGGAGUUCCUGAACCGUUCUUCGCCCUUCUCCAUCUGGGUGAACGGGGAGCGUGUCGACUCCCUGGUGGACGUGGGCGAGCAGCAGGGCCAGAGGCUGGACGACCUGGAGGAGCGCUACGGCCUGGUGGAGGGCGGCGUGGAGGACCUCUUCCGGGAGAGCACGCAGGCCUACGGGCGCCUGGCCCCCUUCUUCCAGGCCCCCUUCGGAGGCUUGUGGGAUGCCUUCCGCUCCCCGGCCCGCACCAUCCCCCUCCCCAUCUCCAGGGCCCGCCUUGCGAGGGACGUGCCCUUCGCCUCCCUCUCCCCAAGCCAGUUCCCCCACCAGGAUUUCCACCAGCUUUUCCAGCCCAUCGCCGCCAUGACCCAGCGCCUCUUCGAGGGAGCCCGCAGGGGCAUGGAGCAGGAUGGCCAGUGGCUGCAGGGCGGCCUCCAGAGGCCUCUGCUGGGGAGGUUCUCAACAGUGAUUUCCAGCCCCGACGGCGACCGCAUGGUGUGCCGUGAGAUGCGGCGCAAUUCUGCCAGUUGCCUGAGGAUGCGGGAGAGGUGUGAGAAGUGCCAGGCCAUCUUGGAUGUUGAUUGUUCCCAGACAGCUCCAGACCAGACCCGGCUGAGAGAACGCUUUGAGGACGCCGUGCGACUGGCUGAGCGGUUCACCCGGCGCUACGACGACCUCCUCAAGACGUUCCAGGAGGAAAUGUUCAACUUCACCAGCCACAUCGAUGAGCUCCAGGAACAUUUUGGCUGGGUGUCCCGUCUGGCCAACCUCACCCGGGGCACCGACAGGCCUCUGCGGGUUACCAUGGUGAGCACCAGCUCCUCCAACUCCACCAAGCCAGAGGACCUGUCCCAGUCGACCCAGGUGACUGUCCAGCUCUUUGGCUCGGAUCCUGUCUCCAUCACUAUGCCAGAAGGCAUCAGUCCGGAUGACUCCAAGUUCAUGGAGACGGUGGUGGAGGAGGUUCUGCGUCAGUACAAGGAAAACAACGUGGAGUAGCUGCACCUGCCCCCUGGAUCUCUGGCUGCUGCAAGGAUGCGGGGAGAGAGAGAGAGAGAGAAGCAAGCCCUAGCCUUCCGCCAGUCCAGCCUCCCAGCUCUCCUGGCGCCCUAGAGGAGCCUCACUCACCAAGCCCAUCUGUCUGCAUUUGUAGUUUACACCAUGUAUCACCUGCCCUAUUUUUGCUGCUGGGUCUUCACUGAUCCAAAACCGAAGUAAAAAGAUUUAGGCCCAA